AUGGAUGACGCAAAUGAAGAUCCUCGUCUCGACGAGUUAGGCUCUCUCGAGGCCAUCUUCCCAGAAAUCCGGAGAUCCGCCGACCCAGGCGACUUCACAUUCACCCUCGAAGUCCCCGUAAACCCCGCGAAUCCCGUCAACGUCGUCUUUCCUGUCGUCGCUUCAACGGCUACGGCCCCGGACCCCACGGUCACGGCGGAUGGUGGAUUGGCGAAUACCCCACCACCGCCCCAGAAUCAUGCGUCUCAUCAGCUCUCCUAUCUUCCCGCCGUCUCCAUCCACAUGUCCUUACCCAAUGGCUACCCUGCCGAGAAGCCGCCCAAGGUGACCCUGACGACAUCGCCGCCAUGGCUCACGCCGGAUGUCCUCGGCACUCUGGAGAGCGAUGCCGAGAGACUGUGGGAUGAGAUGGGCCGCGAUAUGAUCGCGUUCACUUACAUCGAUCAUGUCCAGCAAGCCGCUGACAAUGUGUUUGGCAUGGUCAACUCAUCAGGAGUUCUUGAGAUUGACCGGGCUCACAUGGUGUCCAUCCUCGACUAUGAUAUUCAAGCGUGCAGGGCAGCUUUCGAGAACGAAUCUUUUGACUGCGGAGUCUGUUUGGACCCCAAAAAGGGCCACUCCUGCCACAAGAUGAAUGACUGCGGUCACGUCUUUUGUCUAUCCUGCUUGAGAGACUAUUACACCAACGCUAUUGUCCAGGGUGACUUGGUUGUCGUAAAGUGCCUUAGCCCCGGCUGCGCAAAGGAGAGGGAGGAAGCCCACGCGAAAGACCCCUCGAAGAAGGGCCGGAAGCCCAGGAUUCACCUUAGCCCCGGCGAACUCCUGGCUAUCGGACUGGAUCAGGAUCUCGUCUCACGCUACGUUUCACUCAAGUACAAAAAGGAGCUAGAGUCGGACAAGACCACCGUCUACUGCCCCCGGAAAUGGUGCAACGGGGCCGCGAAGUCUAAGAGACACAAGAAGCCCCGCGGUCUUGAGUUCGGCGAACCCGAUGACAACGAGGAGGCAUUCGACGCGACCAACGAGACCAACACUGCCGGCGACGAUGGGGUUCAAGCAUCGGGAAACAACGUUCGCCUCAAGACCGAGGAUCUUCUCUGCAUCUGCGAGGACUGCGGCUUCGCCUUUUGCUCUCGCUGCUAUCAAUCUUGGCACGGCGAGUUCUUCCGCUGCCGCCUCAAGUGUAACCCCGACGAAAUGUCCGAGGAGGAAAAGGCCUCUCUCGAAUACAUCGAGAAGUGGACGAGGCCGUGUGCUACCUGCGACGCGCCCGCGCAAAAGACCGAGGGCUGCAACCACAUGAUAUGCUUCCGGUGCAACACUCACUUUUGCUAUCUGUGCUCCGCCUGGCUCGAUCCUCAGAACCCGUAUAGUCACUUCAACAACCCCGGGCUCAAGGACUGCUUCCAGCGACUGUGGGAUUACGAGACCGGCCACGGCGAGAACAAUGAUUUCCACCCGCAUAUUCGACAGCGUAGGGAACGUAGGGAGCCCCCGCAGCAGCAUCUCGAAAGGCCCGACGAACCUCCCUUCCAAUUUAUAAUCGCUCGACCGGAGAUCGAGGAACCGGAUGAUGACCUCGAUGCGCCGCUCGAGGUCAACAAUGCCGACGAGGUCGCCGAUGUGGAGUGGGAUUGGGAAGCCGGUGGCCCCAGGCGUCCUCCCCCCAACGUCCAAGUUGCUCGUGAGGGCCCCUUGGUUUUACGUAUCGAGCAAGGACCUGAGCAGCCCGCUGCCGGUCGAGGGCUGCGCGCCAUCCCUCCUCCUGUGCCAGCGCCACCGGGGAACUUCGAGGGAGAGCGAGGACGCGGUCGUAGACCUCCACGUCGACGAAGGGGCGGUGGAGAGGGCGGACGCGGUCGUGGUAGGGGAGGUCGAGGAGGCGCUGCCGCUGGGGGAGGUGGUCCCGGAGUAGGAGAAGGAGCGGGAGCAGCAGCAGGAGGUCGAGGAGGACCCGCCCGAGACGACUUGGGGCAAAAUAGACGAGAUGCGCCUCGGAAUCAGAACCCUAAUAACCGUCAGCCCCAGAGACGACAGCAAGGUCAAGGCCGGGGUCAGGGCCAGGGCCAAGGACCACGAGGCGAUGGUCUUCAGCUCCCGCCCCUGGCCCCGAUGCUAGAGGUUGUCGAGCAUGAUGGAAACAUCCCUCAGGAACUUAACGAGGAGCAGCUUCAAUGGGUUAGGCGCUUCGUCGAGCUGGCUCUCAUCGACCAGGAGGAUUCGGGAUCGGACGACGAAAUGGCGCCUUUCUAG
Molecule: messenger RNA, 2253 nt
Organism: Scedosporium apiospermum
Lineage: Eukaryota; Fungi; Ascomycota; Sordariomycetes; Microascales; Microascaceae
Product: RING finger protein
Exons: 2
Coding region: 1-2253 (750 amino acids)
Biological process (GO): positive regulation of proteasomal ubiquitin-dependent protein catabolic process; ubiquitin-dependent protein catabolic process; protein polyubiquitination
Cellular component (GO): ubiquitin ligase complex; cytoplasm
Molecular function (GO): ubiquitin protein ligase activity; zinc ion binding; ubiquitin conjugating enzyme binding
Source: RefSeq, a predicted model, not a curated record